AUGAUCCGUUUCAAAUCAACACUGUUAAUAAAACAGUUUCAUAUGCUGAUAAAGUUAAGGGGAAAAAACCUAACUUUUGUUGAACGUGUUGUGGGGAAUAAGCGGCAUGUAAAAACUACAGUGGAUUUGAAUUCUCUUCCAAAUCCUACAACAAAAGAGGGCAAGCCGGCUGUUGAAAUACCUCAAGAUUUAUUCAUUGAAGGCUGUGAGAUUUGGAAGUAUAGCCUUAUUGGUCAUAUAGAGUUUAAGGGUUCCGAUUUUAACUCCAUUAAAAUCUCCCUAGAACAGCAAUGGAAACUAGGGCAAGGACGUGUUCAGUUUGUUCCAUUGAACCGUGGUUUUUUUAUUAUCAAACUUUUGUCCCAAGAAGAUAAAGAUGAGGCUUUCUCUGAAGAUGUUUGGGUAAGGUUUCCUGGAUUGCCAUUGGAGUUGUGGGUUGAAAAGUCGUUGUUGGCUAUGGGUAAAUCACUUGGAAACCCAAUUGUAGUGGAUUCAAAAUCUCUAAACCAUGAAUAUGGACACUUUGUUGUUGUUCUUAUAGAUAUUGAUUUUUCUAAACAUGAUAACACUGAUGCUAUUCAUGUUACAGCGGGUGGUAGAGAUUUCUGGCAGAAUAUUGACAUUCCAAAACAUCCUAAGUUCUGUUCAAAGUGUAAUAUCAUUGGUCAUAUGGAUGUUGAUUGCAGGAAAAAGAAGCAUACUACACAACAGGCUAAAGGUCCUCCAAAGCAACAAUGGAGGCAGUUUACUACUGUAGAAAAUACGUCCUCUACCAUACUAGCAGAUGAAUUACAACACUCUGAGAGUGAGUUAGUUGGUUUAAGUGAGGAAGAUCGCAUUGCCUUGGAGCUAGCUAAAGUGAUUUCAGAGUGCAAGGCCAAGGUUGAUCAAGGUGAAGAAAUAAGUGUUGAGGAGCGAGCUACUUUGGAAUUAGCACAAAAAAUGGAAGAAGAUCUUGCAAAGCUGCAAAGGGCGCGAAUGGAGAGAGCUGCUCAGGCGUAUUCAAGAAAGCUAGAUAGCUCUGGAGUGAUUUUAUCACCAAAUAAAUUCAGUGUGCUACCAGAUGAGGCGUGUUUACAUGAGUCCAAGGAAGACACGGAAAACCAAUUUAAAUUGGAUUUUGUUUGUGAAAAAGAAUUUGAAAGACUCACGGACUCUGAUUGCUCGGACCAAAAAUUGGGCUUGGAAGCACAACCCGAGGUAAGUUCUAUAAAGUUAACAAAAGAAGAACAUGAGAUUUUUUGUACUAUUACAAAAUUCUAUACUCAACAAAAGUACUUGAAGGAUUUAUCUUUUCGAAAGGAGUAUGUUAAGGAAACUAUAGAUCAAUCAAAAAGAAUGAGGACUCCAAAGAAGAAAGCUAAAGGUGAUGGAAACACUAAAUCUCAUUCUAUGGGAGAAAAUGUUUGCUACAAUACAGUUGCGUUAUUGAAAGUGAAGAAAAAUUAG
This is a messenger RNA of Papaver somniferum (opium poppy), 1449 nucleotides long. RefSeq lists its product as uncharacterized. NCBI's taxonomy places the organism in Eukaryota, Viridiplantae, Streptophyta, Magnoliopsida, Ranunculales, Papaveraceae. The transcript has 3 exons. The record is from RefSeq and is a predicted model, not a curated record. The coding region runs from base 1 to 1449 and encodes 482 amino acids.